Botrytis cinerea B05.10 is the source of this 1017-nucleotide messenger RNA. RefSeq lists its product as hypothetical. The transcript is spliced from 3 exons. The record is from RefSeq and is a predicted model, not a curated record. Gene Ontology annotation, biological process: mitochondrial translational termination. Gene Ontology annotation, cellular component: mitochondrial large ribosomal subunit. NCBI's taxonomy places the organism in Eukaryota, Fungi, Ascomycota, Leotiomycetes, Helotiales, Sclerotiniaceae. Bases 145 to 774 code for a protein of 209 amino acids. Gene Ontology annotation, molecular function: translation release factor activity.
GUAACACUACACUUCACGCUGGAGCCAAAAGGGGAAAGUUUCCAUUUGUAAAGUAUACACAUACUGCCUUCGUCAAGCAACAUCUUUCCAACAUCCUAUGAACCUCUAGGCAGGUGAGACAACAAAAAAGUUUGUCGAAGUGACAUGCGUUAUUUUGCCAAGCUCACAGCCAAGCUGCUGCAAUCACCUUCUCAAAUUGUCAAGCCAAUUGAUACCACAUCUCUUCAAACACGACCUCUAUUCACAAGAUUACAUUUCCAGGGCUGUAGAGCAUAUUCCGUUCAAUCCACAGACGAAAUUGAAUUUGAGGUCGCCAGAACAUGGUAUUCUAACUUCAACGAAUCAACCAUUUCCACAAAGCUAGCCGAGACCACCUACUCAGCUGCCGGAGGUCCUGGUGGUCAAAAGACAAACAAAACAUCUUCAAAAGCAAAUACAGUCUGGCCAAUGAAAAAGCUCGAUGCCAUUCUGCCGCUGACAAUAUCCAAUGGAUUACGCCGCGGCACGUAUUAUUUGAAGAAUACUGAUGCCAUUCAGAUUCAAUGUGAUAGUAGUCGUAAUCGGACUGAUAAUAAAGAGGAGACACAUCGAAGGUUACAUGAGGAAAUCAGACGUAUAUACAGAACGACCGUUCCGGGAAAGGCUUCAAUUGAGCAGCAGCAGAGAGUGAAGCACUUACAAACUGCAGCCAACACAGCACGGUUGAAAAUGAAAAAGCAACACGGGGAUAAAAAGAAGUCUAGAAGCAGUGGAAAAGGUGGCAGCGAUUUCUAAAACAGAUUUAUGACAUACUUUUUUCAAUUGUCUGGAACGUUUCACUAUCUCUGAAAAGUCAACCGAGUAGAAUGCGAACUGGUUCACUGGAUAAAGAAGCAUAUAUGUAUUAUAUUUCAAUUGCUUCGAAGUAAGAAUUCACCCCAUACAUAGGAUGUUACAAACACAAAACCAACCAACCCACCAACCAACUCAGAACCCAGCAGCCAACAAUUAAAAAUUACCAACCAUCAACCCAUCUCA